AUGGCAGAUGCAAACGACAUUAUUCGUCCGGAUUCGGCUGAAGAUUGUCUUGUGCUGUUGGAGGAGCUCAUCCGUACCAACCGUAAUCUUGCGGCAGAAAACGAGAAGCUACGGCAAGAGCACGAGAAAUCAAGCAAAAGUCAGGCAGAAAUUCUGCAGAGGAUUGAGAAUAGGUUGCAUGAGAGAGAAUUUAUUCCUCGCGGAGGACGGCGCUCCAACCCACGACGUAGGAGCGCAAGAAAUUCAACUGCCGUUUCUGCGGCAUGCAGGGUAAGCUUAAUUAUUAAAAGGAACGCACAUUUAAAAGAAAAAUAUAAAAGAUCUACUAUACAUCGACAUAAAAGGCAUUGUGUAAAGGUGCUGGACUGUGAAGAUUAGAAAAUGAGGCCGUGGCCCGUACAUUAAUUCGUUUAAAUGGUUUUGGUGCGCGCGCAAACUCCUGCAAAAAUUAUUCUCGUUUAAAUAGAUAAUUAUGACAGGGGAGAACAUCAUUUUACUUCUAUUUCACGAUCACUGCGAGUGGAUGUUGGCAAAAACAGACCGAUUAAAAUGCGAAGAAGUAAUUAUUCAUUGCUACGGGGCUGCCUCAAAUACGUAAUCCAUUUGUGUAAUAAUUGGACCAUUAGAAAAGUUACGGGGUAGGGGGGAGGUUGGGCAAAAGCAAAACAAAGUUUUCCCAGUAAAUUAAAACUCAAGAAAAAAUAGACCCACGCAGUAUCACCAAACAACAACAAAAAAACACAACAGACAUUGAAGAUUUCCAUCUUAAGUGUACAGAAAAAAAGUAUUAAAUCUGCUAAACUUCCCUGCCCCCCCCCAUCAUUUCUCUAAUGGACCCUACCAAAAAACAUAAAACAGUGACCUGUACCUGUGGUCUGUGGAAUGUGACCUGUACUCAAGACCCGCCUGACUCACUGGGACCUAAAAAAGGUGCCUAAAGGUGUGUUAGGCACCCUUUUCAGGUCCCAGUGAGUCAGGCAGGUCUUAAGUACAGGUGACAUUCCACUGGUCACAGGUACAGGUCACUGUUUUAUUGAUUGCUAACUAAGCCAAACAGUUUCUCCUGAAUCUAAAAGAAAAUGUAUGCAUGUGCUUACUAGUAAACUUACUCUAUUUUUUAAACAGCUGCUCUGCAAAGAUAUUUUCUGUCCCUAUAUGAGACCAGAAGACUUAAAAGUAGUUCAAAGUAUGAAGAGCAUAAAAGGGUGACGCGCAAGAGUGGCCGCCAAAGAGAGGUAAUUAUGUAUUAAUUACAGACCAAAAAAUCAAGAUAAUAGUAAUAGUAACUUAAUAACUUCUAGAGCACUAUUUACAUUCAAAGAUCAACAGUGCUUUACAACUUAAAUACUACAGUAAAAUUCACAUUUGUAAAACUAAUUACAUGUAUAUUAAUAAAAUAGAAUAUUUAUAAUAACAAUAAUUAACUUAAUAAGUAAUACUAAUAAGAGUGAAUAUCAAACAGGAUAUGUGUUAAAAGCUACAUGAAAUAAAUAAGUUUUCGGCUAACAUUUAAAAAUAGCUUAUGACUGAAUAUCACUUAAUUCAGCCGGCAAACUAUUCCAUAAGUAUGGAGCAGCAGCAGAGAAAGAACUAUAUCACCAAACUAAUGUGAAAAGCAUUUUCCCUUUAGGAGGGUCUAACAAUAAACUUUGAUAUGAGCCAAGAUUAUAUAUAAAUAUAGAUCUGGGCUUAAUGUUAAUUAAUUCUAUGACAUACUUGGGUGCCAAUCCAUGAAUAGCUUUAAAUGUUAAAAUUAAGAUCUUAAAAUGAAUACCUAUGUUGUACUGGGAACCAAUGAACUUCAUAAAGCACUGGAAAAAUAUGCGAGUACUUUCUUAAUAAUAAUCCUCUUUUGUUUAACUAUUACAGAAUGCAGUCUCUUGUUUGCUUUUUGAUACACACCAUUGGAAAUUGCCCUUAGAUUAAAAAGAUAAAUGAUUGUCUUCUAUGUAUGGGCUGAAUAAUGUGAUACUAAUUAGAUAAAUACUAUAUAUAACUCAAGUGAAAGUGCCUUGUGAACCAUGUACAAUUCAGUGUUGCAUUGCCUACAAGUGGUAAUAAAUUCUGGCACAUUGAUCACGUACUCAAUCAUACUUUAAUUCUUUUUUAUGUUCAGAAGUUAACAAGGCGAACAUCUGCUCUUGAGCUGGUCAAGUGGACAGAUCACCAUGAAAAGGGAAGGGCAGCAGAGGUCCUCGUCAUGGAUGCCAUGAGUAGUGAGGACAGCUGCUAUGAAGAUGAUGAAAAUGGCAAUGCUAAGGUUGCCAAGUAUGCAGUAAGGAAACUCCCUUGGGAAAGUAGGGCAAUGAAAAAAGUUAAGAAAAAACUGGAUAAAGCAUACAGGAAGAGGCUAUCCAAGAGGGCAAAGGAAAGGAUUGUGGACAGAAUAGAAGCAGAGGAACUGUCAGAACGUCAGCCUCCAAAUGAAUUUCCUGAGUGGGCCCUAAAUGAUAUAGAAAGCUAA
Messenger RNA from Porites lobata, 2464 nucleotides. The record is from the annotation of a GenBank genome assembly. Lineage: Eukaryota; Metazoa; Cnidaria; Anthozoa; Scleractinia; Poritidae.